Molecule: messenger RNA, 537 nt
Organism: Conger conger (European conger)
Lineage: Eukaryota; Metazoa; Chordata; Actinopteri; Anguilliformes; Congridae
Gene: tma7
Product: translation machinery associated 7 homolog
Exons: 5
Coding region: 136-330 (64 amino acids)
Source: RefSeq, a predicted model, not a curated record
GCACAUGCGCAAUUCGCUUAUAACCAUAGAAGAGUCAGUACGCGACCGUUUCAUCGCCGUUCUGAACAUUGGGUCCUAACAGCGCGGAGCUUGGAUUGGGAGCAGUGCAUUUUGCCUAGCUAAGUAAACGCCGACAUGUCUGGAAGAGAAGGUGGGAAGAAGAAGCCUUUAAAACAACCCAAGAAGCAGUCAAAGGACGUGGAUGAUGAUGAUGCAGCCUUCAAACAGAAACAGAAGGAAGACCAAAAACAGAUGGAGGCAAUGAAGGCAAAGGCUGCUGGGAAAGGACCCCUAACUAGUGGAGGAAUCAAGAAGUCUGGGAAAAAGUGAGAUGGCAUCACACAGAGACGACAGCUGCAUUCUGCCCAAGACCCUGCUCACGAUCUCUCAAAAUGCACUGCUUAUUCCCAUGGGGUCCAUUGUAAAAUAAAAUCACAAAUAAAAUAAAAAAAAUGGAACAGAGAAGUUACCUUUGAAUUUAGUUUUUGUUGUUAUUGUAAAGAUGAAACCUGGAAAUAAAGUUUUGUAACUACUGUG